AGAAAGGAAUGAGAUCGCUCGGGAAGAUGUUUCCUCGCUCAGGAAAAUCCAUUGUCUUUGACAGCUUUCCAGAUCCAUCUGACACAUGGGAGAUCAUUGAGACUAUUGGUAAAGGGACUUAUGGAAAAGUUUAUAAAGUGCUUAACAGGGUCAAUGGCAGCAAAGCCGCCGUCAAAAUACUGGAUCCAAUCCAUGAUAUUGACGAGGAAAUUGAAGUCGAGUAUAACAUCCUGAAAGCUCUCUCAGACCAUCCCAAUGUCGUCAAGUUCUUUGGAAUAUUCUACAAGAAGGACGUCAAGAACGGGGAUCAGCUAUGGCUAGUGCUAGAGUUGUGUAAUGGAGGGUCUGUCACAGAUCUGGCUAAAGGUAUGCUGAAAAGAGGAGACCGCAUGGAGGAACCCAUCAUAGCCUACAUCCUACAUGAAUCUCUCAUGGGUCUCCAGCAUUUACACAUCAAUAAAACCAUCCAUCGAGAUGUCAAGGGCAACAACAUCCUGCUCACCACAGAAGGAGGAAUCAAGCUGGUUGACUUCGGUGAGGAAUUGUGUAAUGGAGGGUCUGUCACAGAUCUGGCUAAAGGUAUGCUGAAAAGAGGAGACCGCAUGGAGGAACCCAUCAUAGCCUACAUCCUACAUGAAUCUCUCAUGGGUCUCCAGCAUUUACACAUCAAUAAAACCAUCCAUCGAGAUGUCAAGGGCAACAACAUCCUGCUCACCACAGAAGGAGGAAUCAAGCUGGUUGACUUCGGGGUAUCGGCCCAGCUUACAAACACCCGGCUACGGAGGAACACUUCGGUCGGAACGCCAUUCUGGAUGGCCCCUGAGGUCAUCGCAUGUGAGCAGCAGCUCGACUCCACGUAUGACGAGCGCUGUGACGUGUGGUCUCUGGGUAUCACGGCCAUAGAGCUGGGUGAUGGAGACCCGCCCCUUACUGAUCUUCAUCCAAUGAGAGCUCUCUUCAAAAUUCCAAGAAAUCCUCCACCCACCCUACACCAACCAGAGCUUUGGUCAAACGAUUUUAACGAUUUUAUAUGCAAGUGUCUGAUAAAGGAUUUUGAGCUCAGGCCCAAUGUGUUUGACCUUCUUCAGCAUGUCUUCAUCAAACAGAUUGUGGGCCGAGAGAAGACGCUGCAGAAGCAGCUGAUGGAGCUAAUCGACCUCAACCAACAAAUGGGCGUUAUCGAGAAAACAAGCCAUCUUGGAAUAUCUGAAAGGAGAGACAGUGAUUCCAGGCAUGAGCGGAUCCACACCAAAAAAGGCAGCUACAUGAAGUCUCAAAGUCAAACCUGUGACGACGUGGAUGAUCUGGCAACCCUAGAGGUUCUAGAUGAAAACACAAUCACUGAACAGCUACAGAGACGUUACGCAAAGGAGCAGAUCUAUACCUACGUUGGAGACAUCCUCAUAGCGGUUAAUCCAUUCCACAAAACGGAGCUGUACAUGCCGGAGCAUUCUAAGGUUUAUAUUGGAGCCAAAAGAACAUCAAACCCUCCUCAUAUAUACGCAGUUGCAGACAUCGCAUAUCAGUCCAUGGUGUCCCAUAAUGCUGAUCAGUGCAUUGUCAUUAGCGGAGAAAGCGGUGCUGGGAAAACAGAAAGUGCCCACUUAUUAGUCCAACAGCUGACCGUCCUUGGAAAGGCAAACAAUCAGACCCUCCAAGAGAAGAUUUUGCUGGUCAAUAGCCUGGUGGAGGCCUUUGGAAAUGCCUGCACUGUGAUCAAUGAUAACUCCAGUCGUUUUGGGAAGUAUCUGGAGAUGAAGUUCACCUGUGGAGGGACCGUGGUGGGAGCUCAGAUCUCAGAUUACCUGCUGGAGAAGUCUCGGGUCGUACACCAGGCCGUGUAGGA
Molecule: messenger RNA, 1846 nt
Organism: Sinocyclocheilus grahami
Lineage: Eukaryota; Metazoa; Chordata; Actinopteri; Cypriniformes; Cyprinidae
Product: myosin-IIIa-like
Exons: 17
Coding region: 9-1844 (611 amino acids)
Biological process (GO): peptidyl-serine phosphorylation; sensory perception of sound; regulation of actin filament length
Cellular component (GO): filopodium tip; photoreceptor inner segment; myosin complex
Molecular function (GO): ATP binding; protein serine/threonine kinase activity; microfilament motor activity
Source: RefSeq, a predicted model, not a curated record